Molecule: messenger RNA, 312 nt
Organism: Caenorhabditis sp. 36 PRJEB53466
Lineage: Eukaryota; Metazoa; Nematoda; Chromadorea; Rhabditida; Rhabditidae
Source: the annotation of a GenBank genome assembly
AUGACGUGGAUUCAUAAGGAGAAUGUGUGCGGCGCACGGCGCACACUGUGCGCUUGUGACCGAAAUGGCACCAGGGUGUUUACCACCCGACAGCCAGCCGGAAUAGCCAAGCUCCGCCGAUUUAAAAGUCGAUAGAACGGAUAUAUUUGCAGAUUCCGUGUGACAAUAAUGCGAAACGAGUUCAACGCGGACUACAACAAUCCGAUGGACGAGACGAUGGAGGUGGUCAUCUCGGACAUUGCACAACGGGCGGUCGCGGAGAAGGAGCAACGGAAGACGGCUUCGUUGAAAGAGGAGACCAGCGACAUUUAG